AUGGUGGAUCUCCUCAGUCUGCCAUCAUCAAAGCAGCAUAUACAGCUACGCAUGUGCCUUACACCUGAGAUGCGACGGGUGCUGGAGCACAAGUUAAACGUGCCCGCAGACCCAACAUGCUCAGUAGAUGAUGUACUGACAAAGCUCGAGGAGCACAUCAAAAAUGCCAGUAACGAGGCGCUGCGACAGAAGGCCUUCUCCAAGUGCAAGCAAGCAGACGGCGAGUGCUUCGAUGACUUUUGGAUACGGCUGAAAAUCUUGUCACAGGAGAUAGACCUUUGCAAGGCUCAGGACCAUACAUGCUGGACACAGUUUCAUCACGGCUGUUUUCCUCAAUAUAAAAAAGAUAAAAAGGCUGCCCUGAAACAGAAGUCUAAGAUGAGACCAAGCUCACCUUUGCCUAGUAAAGUCUGCAACUGCUGUGGUCGUCAACAUGAAAAAGGUCUAUGCAGAGCCACUACUUCCACAUGUCGUGCUUGUGGCAAGAAAGGCCAUUGGCAUUCUACUGCAAAGUGUCCUGCAGGAAUGCCAGAUGUAAGGUCUGCAAUCGGCAGGGACACUAUGAUAACUGCUGUCCAAAGAAACGGAAGGCUAAGAAGACAAAGAGAAGAGGACACACAGAACUUGAGAAUAGUAAGUUCUGUAUCCCCUUCAGUGUCACAUGCCAGGAGUGUCACCUCUACUGCACGUCCUAAACCUCAGCCUUCCCCUAAAGUCCGCGUAUCUAUUCGGCAUAAUGAUUCAUCAGGUAGUCUUGCCAUCAUCCCUGACACAGGUGCAGACACAACUGUCAUUGGACUCAAGCAUCUUAGUAGUCUUGGACUUUCGAAAGAAGACUUGGCACCACCAGCAGAGACAGUGUACUACAAUGCAGAUGGGUCACAGAUGCCACCAGUGGCUGGAUCAUUUUGUGGAACUAUCACCUAUGGCGACCGUUCGACUACAUGUUGGAUUGAUGUACAGCCUUCGCUUACGACCCCGCUGCUCUCUUGGAAGGAGUGCAAGGAUUUGGGGAUUGUUCCGGACUAUUUCCCCAGGCAAAUGUCGGAUGUGCACAUGGCCAAUCGAGUCCAUGGUCCGGAUAGUACACCAUUGAAGUCACCUGAAGAAGCAAGGAAGUAUUUUCUGCAUCAGUAUGCAGACGUCUUGGUGAAGAAGGACGACUUGCAGUCAAGGCCACUCAAGACGAUGAUUGGCCCACCCAUGAGAAUUCAUCUGCGGGAUAAUGCGACACCCUUCGCGAUUCACACCCCAAGAAUGAUUCCUUUGGCUUUUCAGGAACCAAUGAAGAAGGAGCUUGAGUCAUUAGUGACCCAAGGCAUCUUGAAGCCAGUAGAGGAUGAACCAUCAGAUUGGUGUCAUCCAAUGGUUGUUGUCCCAAAAGUGAAUGGUGGUGUUCGUAUUACCACAGACCUGUCAAAAACUCAACAGGUAUUGUCGGGUUUUGCUGCAACAGGAGACGCCUUUUGUCUCCGAGGUGACAGGGCACUUCAGGGAGUGACGAACUGCAUCAAAGUUGUCGAUGACAUUCUCCUACAUGAUGAGGACUACAUCUCACAAACUUCAAACUUCUGUGGGUACAAACUAUCAAGAUAUGGUAUUGAAGCAGACCCAGAGAAGGUGAGGGCCAUCACAGAGUUUCCUACCCCUGUGAACUUAACAGAUCUUCGGUCAUUUAUGGGCUUGCCACCCAUACUCGCGACGUUUGAUCCAGCUCUUCCUACCAUUCUGCAGACUGACGCCUCUAGACUCUAUGGCCUCGGCUAUGUGUUGCCGCAGGACCACGGUGCUGGAAGAUACAGAUGGUGCAAUGUGGAUCUCGGUUUCUUGACGGACACAGAAACACGGUAUGCGACCAUCGAAUUGGAAAAUGCAAGCUGUCGUUUGGGCUAUCAGCAGUGCAAGUUCUAUCUUCGUGGACUUCAGCACUUCAUGUGGUGUGCAGGUAAGGAGUUGCGCAUUCCUGAUGCCCUCUCCCGGUCACCUGUGAGUCACCCAACGGUGGAAGAUGGUACCUUCAAUACUGAGAUGGACACUUCUGUCAAGAUUGCGGCUUUGCAUGCUGUCAAGUCUGUUCAAGCAUCAGACGCUAUAGACGAGCAAGAGGAUCUCUUCAUGGAAGAAUUGCGUAUGGCUGCAUCUAAGGAUGCCUCAUAUGAAGAAUUGCUUCAUGUAAAGUCAGGGGUCCCCAGUGACUGCUACAACCUGCCAAAUACCCUGCGUCCGUACUGGAAAAUUCGCAAUGAGUUGUACAACGAUGGUGACUUGGUGCUGUAUGGACCUAGAGUGGUUGUUCCUGCUUCUUUACGCCGUAGCACCCUCGCUCGCCUGCAUGAUUGCCACUCCGGUGUAGAAGCUACAAAGCGUCGUGCACAGCAGACAGUCUUUUGGCCAGGCAUUAAUGCAGACAUAGUAAAUACCGUUCGUGCCUGUGAACCAUGCCAGCGCCUACAGCCUAGCCAGCAACAGGAGCCGUUGCUGUUAGAAGACAAACCCACAAGACCAUUCAUGUCUGUAUCAGCUGACUUUUUUAGUGUUGCUGGAAAACACUUUUUGGUGUAUGUUGACAGACUUUCUGGAUGGCCUGUUGUCAUCCCGUGUGGAAAUAAUGCAACAAGUGCUUCAACGAUUAGAAUCUUUCGGCACAUGUUCCGGGAUCUUGGUGUCCCAGUUCGCCUGCGCACCGACGGUGGACCCCAGUUCUCCAGCCGAGAAUUUGCUACAUUUCUUCAAUGA
This is a messenger RNA of Penaeus monodon (black tiger shrimp), 2736 nucleotides long. RefSeq lists its product as uncharacterized. Gene Ontology annotation, biological process: DNA integration. The record is from RefSeq and is a predicted model, not a curated record. The coding region runs from base 1 to 2736 and encodes 911 amino acids. NCBI's taxonomy places the organism in Eukaryota, Metazoa, Arthropoda, Malacostraca, Decapoda, Penaeidae. Gene Ontology annotation, molecular function: nucleic acid binding. The transcript has 7 exons.